Molecule: messenger RNA, 3778 nt
Organism: Dermatophagoides farinae (American house dust mite)
Lineage: Eukaryota; Metazoa; Arthropoda; Arachnida; Sarcoptiformes; Pyroglyphidae
Gene: drosha
Product: ribonuclease 3 drosha
Biological process (GO): pre-miRNA processing; primary miRNA processing; rRNA processing
Cellular component (GO): microprocessor complex; nucleus
Molecular function (GO): RNA binding; ribonuclease III activity
Source: RefSeq, a predicted model, not a curated record
AUUUGGAUGGAUCUUUUACUGUGAUUUGUGGAAUUAUUUUAGUCUGCUUGUAGAUAAUUUAAUAUAUCCAAAAUUUCAAAAAAAAAACACAAAAAACAUGGACAAUAAAAAAAUUCGACUAGCUAGUCCAAAUACAGUGAAUGAAUCUAAUAAUACUUCGAUCAAUUCCAAUCAAUCAUCAGUACCACCAAUAACAACAUCGAAUUCGAAUGAAUUAAUUUUUCCUUUUUUAAACAAUCCACUACCGAUCCCUCCUCAUACUCAUCCGAUUGGAUUAUUUCCACCCAACAUGGCCAUAUUUCCACAUUUAAAUCCAUUCUCGUUUUCACCGAUUCCUUUUUCAUCUCCUUUCGGAUUACAAUGGCCACCACCACCACCACCAUUUAUUCAACCAUCAACAACAUCUAUUCCACCAAUGGCAAGAAUAUUGCCGCCACCGCCACCACUGCCUGCUUUCAAUCGAAUGACUACGACAACGACAACAACAAUCAUUGAAAAUAAUCCUAACAAUGUUAUACGACCACAAACUCCAUGUUCAAAUUCCAGUACCACGAAUGUGAUCAAAAACCAAAAUUGUAUUCAUAAUAAUAAUAGACAUCAUCAUAUUGUAUCCAAAUCUUAUAGUCAUCGAGAUGAUGAAAAACGAAAUAAUAAUCGAUCAUCAUCAUUUGAUCGUUAUAAAAAUGAUGACACUCGAACAAGAUCUAAUCGUUUUAAUAAUGGUGGUGGCGAUGAUGAUGAUGAUGAAAAAUACAUGAAUAAAAAUAAAAUUCAAGAAAUAAUGGAUCAAAUUUACUCGAAAAAAAUCCUUUAUAAACGAUCAACACCAUUAGAACCUUAUUAUAAACAAAAACCGUUGAUUGUUGAUAAAGAUGAAAUCAUUCAAACUAUUGAAGGCACACAACAAUUGAUCGAUCUUAGAGAUAAAUUCAAAAAUGAAAUUCUAUCACGUGCCGAACGUUUUCGAUCAUUAAAACCAGCGUUUAGUUUUCCAAAACGAAAAAUCAAACUGAAAGCACAUAAACAUCAUCAUGAUAAAUGCGGAUAUUCAUGUGCAAGCGAUGAAAGUGAUUUUGAUGAUAGUAGUGAUUUCAGUGAUGAUUCUGAUGAUGAAAAUGAAAAUAGUUCAAUGAAAGAAUUGGAGAGGAAAAAGUCUCAUCCAUAUCGAUUACAUGAAGAACUUUGGUAUAAUGAACCCGGUGAAAUGAAUGAUGGCCUAUUAUGUCGUUGUAGUUUGAAAGCACAACGUAGUGGCAUCCGACAUGGUAUAUAUUUAGGUGAAGGACAUUUACCUCCAUGCGAUCCAAAUACGAAUAAUCGUCAUCGGCUUUAUCAUUAUGUUGUAUCGAUUAAUCCGAAAAUUAAUUUUCUCGCCAAUGCACCAACGAAAAUCAAACAUGAUGAUCAUAUUUAUUAUUUCGAAGGCUAUUCAUUAUUCUCACAUUUUCCGAUACCGAAUUCAUUUCCAUCAUGUAAAAUUAUACGCUAUAAUAUUGGCUAUGAAAUUACAUUCGUUGAAGAUGAUUUUCCACAAAAUUUUUGUGUCGGUGAUCUUGAUCUUAUGUUUGAUUAUAUUUUCUUGGAACUAUUAGAAUUGGUCGAUCUUAAUGUUAAAGCUAAAGAUGAUGAUAAUGGUUGUAAUCGUUUCCAUUUCAUGCCAAGAUUUGUUCGUCUACUAGAAAAUGAUGGUAAAGAAUUACUUUCAAUGAGUUUGGUACUCGAAUAUUUGUAUCGAAAAUCUCAACCAUUAAUUGAUGACUCAAAAUUAGACCACUAUUCUCGUAUGACCAUACAUGAAUGGAAUACAUUUGCAACGAAACAUAAAGGAUAUCUGAUCACAUGUCCAUCAAUGAAACCAUGUUCGAUACGUGUCGAUCAAGUUGACCGUGAAAAAGAUGAUAUCGUUGAUGACGAUAAUAAUCGAAAUGCCGAUCAAAGUCGUGAUGAUGAUGAUGAUAAAUUUCCCGUAAUUGUUCACUUUGGAAUUCGUCCACCGCAAUUAAGUUAUGCUGGAAAUCCUAAAUAUCAGAAAGCAUGGCGUGAUUAUGUGAAAUAUCGUCAUCUAUUGGCCAACAAGGAAAAAGUUACAUAUGAUGAUAAAGAAAUCCUAUUGCAAAAAGAAGAAAAACUACAGGAAAUGCGAUCAAAAAGUGAUCUAAAACGUGAUGUAACAGUGGUAGUUAGUAGUAAAGGAUUCUAUUGUACAGGUCUGCAAUGUGACAUUGUUCAACAUUCAUUGAUCAUUCCCGUAUUAAUUAGUCAUUUAAGAUUUCAUUAUUCCUUGCAACAUCUCGAAAAGAUCAUUGGAUAUACAUUCAAUGAUCGAUCAUUGUUGCAACUUUCACUUACACAUCCUUCUUAUAGAGAAAAUUUCGGUACAAAUCCGGAUCAUGCCCGUAAUACGUUGACCAAUUGUGGUUUACGUUAUCUUGAAUAUGGUGACCGAAAGGUACAUUUCAUGAAUACCCGUAAGCGAGGCAUUAACAUGUUGAUCAAUAUUAUGUCACGGUUCGGGUGUAAUGAGGAGACCGUUUCGAAUAUCAACCAUAAUGAGCGUCUAGAAUUUCUGGGCGAUGCUGUCGUCGAAUUUCUAACAUCUAUUCAUCUUUAUUUUCUAUUUCCCGAUCUGGAAGAAGGUGGCCUUGCAACAUAUCGUGCUGCAUUGGUACAGAAUCAACAUCUGGCCGUAUUGGCACGUAAAUUACAAUUGGAAAAAUUUAUGCUUUACGCUCAUGGAUCAGAUCUAUGUCAUGAUCUUGAACUAAGACAUGCAAUGGCCAAUUGUUUUGAAGCAUUUAUGGGUGCAUUAUUUCUUGAUGGCGGUAUCGAUGUUGCUGAUCGCGUUUUUUCCUCUACAUUAUUUGAUGGUGAUGAUGAACAAUCUGGAUUAUUGCACAAGAUAUGGGUGAAUUAUCCACGCCAUCCAAUACAGAUACAGUAUCCGAAUGGUGAUCGUCAUCUAAUUGAUAAGGUAAAUCGUCUUCAGGAAUUGGCAAAAUUCGAACAAAUGACUGGUAUCGAAUUUCAACAUAUCCGACUGUUGGCACGUGCAUUCACACAUCGUAGUGUUGGCUAUAAUAACCUAACAUUGGGUUCAAAUCAACGAAUGGAAUUUCUCGGUGAUACUGUUCUACAAUUAAUUGCAUCCGAAUAUCUUUAUAAAUAUUUUCCCGAUCAUCACGAAGGACAUUUAUCAUUAUUACGUAGUUCAUUAGUGAAUAACAAGACACAGUCGGUUGUUUGUGAUGAUCUGGGCAUUAUCGAUAUGACACAAUAUAAUUCGAUAAAAUCCGAAUUAAAAACAAAAGAUCGUGCUGAUUUAUUGGAAGCAUUUAUUGGUGCACUUUACGUGGAUAAAGGUAUUGAUUAUUGUCGUACAUUUUGUGAGGUUUGUUUCUUUCCACGAUUAGAACAAUUCAUUAUGAAUCAAGAUUGGAAUGACCCGAAAUCAAAACUACAACAAUGUUGUCUAACAUUACGAUCGGCCGAUUGUGGGGAACCAGAUAUUCCUACUUAUAAGGUCAUUGAUAGUAAAGGUCCAACGAACACACGAAUCUAUGAGGUUGCCGUCUAUUUUCGUGAUGAUCGAUUAGCCACUGGAAAAGGUCAUAGUAUACAGGAAGCUGAAAUGAAUGCCGCCACUAAUGCUCUUCGAUUAUCCAAAGAACUUUUUCCACAUCUAAUGCUGCAGAAACGAGUCAUACAACGAAAUAUAAUCAAAACAACGACAAUAAAAGAUUCACGUGAUGGUGAAACAUCAUCAUAAUAAUAUGGAUGA